AUGCGUCUCGCCCACCUCCACAUCCCAGACAUAACAUCCUUCACACGAGUCUCCAAUCUCCAACAAACCCUCACCACGCGCCUCCUCGCCCACAAAAAGCUCAUUCCCAAAGACACCCUCCCAAGCACAAACCCCAUCCAACCUCCGGACCCAACCAUCAUAACCUUCACCCCGAAUCCCGUCUACACAACGGGCCGCCGCGACCUCCCUCCUUCCAACACAAGCCCCACAGCACACCUCUCGCUACCCCCGGCGCUCGAGCCGAUCCGCUCGCUCCUCACCUCCGCCAAUGGCGCAGAGUACCAACCCACGCUCCGCGGCGGGCAGACGACCUACCAUGGCCCCGGGCAGAUGGUAGCGUAUACGAUCCUCGACUUGCGGCGAUUGGGACUCACGCCAAGAUGCCAUAUCCGGGUACUGGAGAAUAGUGUUGUGGAUGUGUUGCGCGGGUAUGGGGUCCGUGGGCUGAUUACGGAGGAUCCGGGGGUGUGGGUGCCGCCGGUGAGUGGGGAGGGAGUACCGAAGAAGGUCACGGCGGUGGGGGUGCAUCUGCGGCGGAACAUUAGUAGUUAUGGGAUUGGGUUUAAUGUGACGGAGGAGCCUAUGUGGUGGUUUAAGCAGAUUGUGGCGUGCGGGCUUGAGGGGAGGGAGGCGACAAGUUUGGAAGGGCAGGGGGUGUCUGGGGUUGAGAUUGGGGAGGUUGCGGAGCGGUUUGUGAGUGCGUUUGUGGAGAGGGUGAAUCAGGAUUUUGCUUGUGGUGAAGGUGCGAAAGGGGAGAAGAUUGAGGAUGUGUAUAGGAUUACGGAGGAAGAUGUGCUUGGAGUGGAUUAG
Messenger RNA from Aspergillus caelatus, 831 nucleotides. Its product is annotated as lipoyl(octanoyl) transferase LIP2. The transcript has a single exon. The record is from RefSeq and is a predicted model, not a curated record. NCBI's taxonomy places the organism in Eukaryota, Fungi, Ascomycota, Eurotiomycetes, Eurotiales, Aspergillaceae. Gene Ontology annotation, cellular component: mitochondrion. Bases 1 to 831 code for a protein of 276 amino acids. Gene Ontology annotation, biological process: protein lipoylation. Gene Ontology annotation, molecular function: lipoyl(octanoyl) transferase activity.